UUGGCACUGAUACAAACAAAUCAUGUUGUCAGUCAGUUACAAAAGUUUUACCCUGAUCACAAAUUUGAAAUUAUUACCAUGUCAACCACAGGGGAUAAUAUUUUGGACAAGGCAUUAUCCAAGAUUGGAGAAAAGAGUUUAUUUACAAAAGAGCUGGAGUUAGCAUUACAAGAUAAAAGAGUGGAUCUUGUUGUACAUUCACUGAAAGACUUACCAUCUAUGUUGCCAGAUGGUAUGGCUAUAGCUGCUGUCUGCAAAAGAGAUAACCCAUAUGAUGCUGUAGUGUUACACCCUAAGCAUGCUGGGAAAACUUUAAAAAAACUUUCAAAAGACAGUGUAAUUGGAACAAGCUCCUUAAGACGAAUAGCUCAGUUACAAAGAAGAUAUCCACAUUUAAAGUUUGAAGACAUUAGAGGUAAUUUGAACACCAGAUUACGUAAACUUGACGAAGGUGAUAAAUACAGUGCUAUUAUAUUGGCAGUGGCUGGAUUGGAGAGAAUGGGAUGGGAAGAUAGAAUAAGUCAGAUACUGGACCCAGAAGAUUGUAUGUAUGCUGUUGGUCAAGGAGCUUUGGGUGUAGAAGUAAGAGAAAAUGAUCAACCAACAAUCAAACUGGUUUCCAAGCUCCAUGAUGAUGAUACAUUAAUACGAUGCAUCAGUGAACGAGCGUUUUUACGGCAACUUGAAGGUGGAUGUAGUGCACCUGUAGCAGUACAUAGUGAAGUUAAAAAUAACAAGUUAGAGUUGACUGGUGCUGCUUUGAGUCUUGAUGGUUCGCAGUGUAUUAAAAAGUCAUCUGAGAAGGAUUUGUCCGAACAAAUAGAAACACUUAAGAAGGAAACUAAUAACAAGCUGUUUGUUGGUAUUAUUGCACAAGAUGUUUCCCAGAAUGCAAUGUAUACUGCUGAGAAUCUUGGGAAGGAUCUCGCCAUCACACUGCAGAAUGAAGGUGCUACAGAAAUAUUGAAGGUUGCCAAGGAAACUAUUGCUAAUCAAAUCAAAGAAAGCAUGAAAAGAAAAGCAGUGGAUGAAAAGGGUGAUAGUGAAGUUGUUGCUAAGAAACAGACAGUGGAAAAGGAAACAUGAACAACUUAAAUUGGGUUUUCUAAAUACAAAGUACAUAGACGUAUUCAAAGGUUGAUAAUAGAUGAGGGUAUGCAACUUGCAUAACCAUUGAUGGUUUGAAAUCACAUGGAUAUGUAAUGACAUUUUAUUGUGAAUUUCACUAAAGUGAGAAUAGUGCUGUUCUACCAUAAAGAAUGUUCAGGGAAAAACCAAGUACUUUUGCUAUUGUUCAUUCAACCUUUCCCCAAAUACACGGUAAUACCCAUGUUUUGUUAUGAUUGGCUGAAUGUUUCGCUAUCCUCAAAAGAACUUUUGAAGAAGGGUCUGGUUUUUAAAAUAAAUGGUGAUUCUAAUGUCAAGAAAGCAACCACACACAGUACAAAAUUACACAAGAACCAUAGCAACCAUACACAACAAAAAUACACAAUAACCAUAGCAACCAUACACAACAAAAAUACACAAUAACCAUAGCAACCAUACACAACAAAAAUACACAAUAACCAUAGCAACCAUACACAACAAAAAUACACAAUAACCAUAGCAACCAUACACAACAAAAAUACACAAUAACCAUAGCAACCAUACACAACAAAAAUACACAAUAACCAUUUCUGUCACAGUCUUUCUCACUUGAAAUUUGCCUAAUUUGUGU
Messenger RNA from Saccoglossus kowalevskii, 1717 nucleotides. Its product is annotated as porphobilinogen deaminase-like. Gene Ontology annotation, biological process: heme biosynthetic process. Gene Ontology annotation, cellular component: cytoplasm. The record is from RefSeq and is a predicted model, not a curated record. Gene Ontology annotation, molecular function: hydroxymethylbilane synthase activity. Lineage: Eukaryota; Metazoa; Hemichordata; Enteropneusta; Harrimaniidae.